This is a messenger RNA of Pocillopora meandrina, 486 nucleotides long. NCBI's taxonomy places the organism in Eukaryota, Metazoa, Cnidaria, Anthozoa, Scleractinia, Pocilloporidae. The record is from the annotation of a GenBank genome assembly.
AUGGCUGACAGGGAGGAGUCACCGAAUUCACGAAGAUGUUGCAAUUGUGCGUGGAUAGUGACCACUAUUGAAGGAUACGUGAAACUCAUCGAGACGGUAACGACUUUCUUAGCGGCUGUUCUUACGCUUAGCUAUGAGUUCUAUGGCUACAAGUCAGAAUACAAAUAUCAAGUCGGCGUAGCCACCUGCGCGUUCGUCUUCGUGGUCCUGUACAUCAUUUUCAGAAGCUUACGAUGCUUCGAGAAGGUUCCACCGCUGCUUGGAAUGAUCGGAUGUUUUCUCCUCUCGGUUGCCUUAGUUGCUGGCUCUGGAAUUGUAUACCAUGAUGGCAACAUCUAUGUGAAAGGGGAUGUAAUGAUUGGAUCAGGCAUUUGUGGCUUCAUAGCUGCUAGUUUGUUCUUCUGUGAAGCGAUUUAUUAUCUCUUUGCCCUCGUUUGUUGCCGAUCACCUCCACGUCAUGAUGAUGGAGAGAAUCUAAUUACAUGA